This is a messenger RNA of Plasmopara halstedii, 693 nucleotides long. RefSeq lists its product as uncharacterized. The record is from RefSeq and is a predicted model, not a curated record. NCBI's taxonomy places the organism in Eukaryota, Oomycota, Peronosporomycetes, Peronosporales, Peronosporaceae. Bases 1 to 693 code for a protein of 230 amino acids. The transcript has 2 exons.
AUGUGGCUGAGCUGCAGUGGUGAGGCGUGCACGGGCAAAGUGGUGCUGAGUCAACCACUUCCUUGUGACGGCAGCGUGGGGCCAACCUCAUCGCUAAUUGUGGGCGUUACAGUAGCAAGCAGCACCCAUUCUAAUUAUGUAAGUGUUGGCAGCAUGGCGGCCCCAAAUUUUUCGAUUGCAGAUACUAGUGGACUGGAACCUGAGAGUUCGAAAUUCACGCUUACGACUGACACAUUCUGUGCUACUUCGGAAAUUUAUCUUAAUGCAACAACUCAAGGUAGUGACGUUGACAGUGGCGUAAUAGAAGUAAGUCGUAUAAACUCAUCGACCAAUGGAACGGUGGUAGUAGAGCUGAUGUCACCGCUCAGCAUUGGACUAGCAGGCAAGAGUUUUCAGUUGUCGCUUUCACAGUGCGGCGUGUCAACCAAGCGCUCGUUCAUUAUUGGAUUCGACUCGAACAGCUCGUCUACGUCAUUGGAAAGAUCUCAGGAAGAUGUUGCAGCAAAGUCAAGAGGGUCAGUGUCUACGCAAGAAGCAGGCGCUGACUCCGGACUUUCUGGAGGUAUCAUUGUGGCCAUUAUUAUUCCGUCCGUUGCACUCGCAGGUUUUAUAUUCGAGUACAUUUAUCAUACGAGACGACAACCAAAGCCGCUUGCCGAGGAAUCGUCCAAUGAUUCACCUCGCAAUGUAUAA